Saccostrea echinata is the source of this 1793-nucleotide messenger RNA. RefSeq lists its product as uncharacterized. NCBI's taxonomy places the organism in Eukaryota, Metazoa, Mollusca, Bivalvia, Ostreida, Ostreidae. The transcript has 5 exons. The record is from RefSeq and is a predicted model, not a curated record. The coding region runs from base 20 to 1363 and encodes 447 amino acids.
UCAAGCUAUUACUGUAUCAAUGGAUACGAGGGUACCCCGCACCGCUCGGAUCAGAGACAGACAGGAGAAAUAUCAGUAUGAUUUGAAUAGGUGUUAUAUGCACUACUUUGAUUUGAACAACAAUUCGGCAAAUUACACACCACCGGAAACUACUGCGCCACCAGAACUAACGACGAUCAUUUCUCACCAAAUUACUGGCUCAGAUAUUUUGAGUAAAUAUUUGAUAUAUAUAAUAGCAGCAGUUGUUGCGUUCGUCAUAGUAGCGUUUUUUGUCAUCUGCUGUUGUAUUCGACAAUGUACGACUGCAAAGAAAGAAAGAAGAAAAAGGAAAGAAAUAGAGGGAGAGUAUAAGAUUGUAGCAAGCACUUUAACAAACAUAACGGAUUCUGAGGACGGCUGCGCUUACGAGACGUUGAGCAUGAGAGAUCCAACUUAUAAUGGAGGUGUACAGCUGCCAACCCGGAAACAGCAAAAAGGAAAAAUAAAAGGAGUGUCCAAUCCUUUCUCGGUCAUGAAGCGACUCCUGAGUGAGGAUGGAGAAAGCACUGGUAGUACAGACACUACUAUUACAUAUACAUCGGACAACAAGCGGUCACAACCACUUCCGGCCAUACCGGAAGCUUACAAUAACAAAGAUAACGUAAAAGCCAUAGAUGAAUAUACGGAUAUCGGAUCGGAAAGUAUUCGACGCAAAAAUGAAUAUCAUCAUCUCAAUUCGUCAACAAAAGAUUCAUUUUAUGAUGGUAAUCCAUACGACACUUUGAGUGAAAGUCACCUACUAAGCACUGGAGUCAAAGAAAAUAAAACAGAUGAUUACUUUAUUCUGGAAAAGGCGAAAUCAGAUAAUGGAAAAGACAUAGAAAAUCCCCAGAGACAGAGUGGUGGGUACUUUCUAUUGGAAAAAGUAAACAGAGUCGGUUCAGAAAAGGGGUUGUGUAAAAGUAGUUCUCAAGGAGUUAUUAUUCCAUCGGAAUCUGUACGUGCGCUAGAAAAUAGCUUGACUGCUAAAUAUAGUGAUCAAAAUGUUGCUAAUGAGGCAAGGACCGUAAAUCAACGACUAGUCAGUGAUGAUUCAGAUUUAACAGAUUCUAUCACAAAUAAUCAGGGAAGUGAAAAUCAGAACAGAGCAAGCAAUGCAUAUUUUACGCUUUCUAAAGAAAGUGAUUCGAACAAGGUGGAACCCACUCCCCCUCAAAAUGAAUAUCUAGACCUUGAACAACCUGCAGGCAUUUCUAAUCGAACAUCAUAUUUAGAACCCUCUGAAAUCCAAAGACACAGCUAUGUUGAUGUUGUGGCGGACUUCUCUCAAGGUAAAAGUAAAAAGGGAGGUACAAUACCGGCCUACGCAGUGGUGAAAAAGUGAACUUCAGUCAGAUGUCCUUAUACUUGUAAAUAAACACGAACUGCUGUUUUCUGAUAAUACAGGGGGCUAGCGUAUCAGAGGAAAACGGCCCUUAAUGAUAGCAAUCCACUAAAGGGGAAACAAAGACCUAUUUUCUGACAAAGUGGGUUGUACUUUUACUUUUAUAAGAGGAGCUUUUUGCUUGUUAUUUAUACGAAAUUCUUUUUAAGUGAAAGAUAUGCUAAGCAGUUAAUUCCCUCCCUGCACGAUACGAAUGUCACCAUAAGUAUGUCGCUGAACAUUUUUUUAAAGUGGGAUGGAGUUUUUGUUGGAGAGCAACAGUGCCCUUAUGAUUAGUACUUAAAAUUAAAAAGUAACGUUGUUUAAUUUGAGAUUAAAGUACGCUUGUAUGAAUGCUUAUUAGGAAACCAUAAAUAAAUAUUAGAGUCUG